Fukomys damarensis (Damara mole-rat) is the source of this 1756-nucleotide messenger RNA. RefSeq names its product hypocretin receptor 2 (gene Hcrtr2). Gene Ontology annotation, cellular component: membrane. Gene Ontology annotation, biological process: G protein-coupled receptor signaling pathway; feeding behavior; circadian sleep/wake cycle process. Gene Ontology annotation, molecular function: orexin receptor activity. NCBI's taxonomy places the organism in Eukaryota, Metazoa, Chordata, Mammalia, Rodentia, Bathyergidae. The coding region runs from base 15 to 1298 and encodes 427 amino acids. The record is from RefSeq and is a predicted model, not a curated record. The transcript is spliced from 7 exons.
GGACAGAGCCCGUGAUGUCCGGCACCAAACCGGAGCACGCCUUCCUCCCUCGCCGCAACUGGUCCUCCGCUUCGGAGCUGAAUGGAACUCAGGAGCCCUUGCUGAGCCCCACCGACUAUGACGACGAGGAAUUCCUGCGGUACCUGUGGAGGGAGUACCUGCACCCCAAAGAGUACGAGUGGGUCCUGAUCGCCGGCUACAUCAUCGUGUUCGUGGUGGCGCUCGUGGGGAACGUCCUGGUCUGUGUGGCAGUGUGGAAGAACCACCACAUGAGGACAGUAACCAACUACUUCAUAGUCAACCUCUCUCUGGCCGACGUGCUAGUGACGAUCACCUGCCUUCCAGCCACGCUGGUGGUCGAUAUCACAGAGACCUGGUUCUUUGGACAGUCCCUCUGCAAAGUGAUUCCUUACUUACAGACCGUGUCGGUGUCUGUGUCUGUGCUCACGCUGAGCUGCAUCGCCUUGGACCGGUGGUACGCCAUCUGCCACCCACUCAUGUUCAAGAGCACCGCCAAGCGGGCCCGGAACAGCAUCGUCGUCAUCUGGAUCGUCUCCUGCAUCAUAAUGAUCCCCCAGGCCAUCGUCAUGGAGUGCAGCACCAUGCUGCCCGGCUUAGGCAACAAAACCACGCUCUUCACGGUCUGCGAGGAGCGCUGGGGAGGUGAAAUUUACCCCAAGAUGUAUCACACUUGCUUCUUUCUGGUCACCUACAUAGCCCCUCUGUGUCUCAUGGUGUUGGCUUAUCUGCAGAUAUUCCGCAAACUCUGGUGCAGACAGAUCCCCGGGACGUCUUCGGUGGUGCAGAGGAAGUGGAAGGCCCUGCAGCCGGCCUCGCAGCCUCGGGGCUCAGCGCCGCAGGCCAAGUCUCGGAUCAGCGCGGUGGCCGCGGAGAUAAAGCAGAUCCGGGCCCGGCGGAAAACAGCGCGGAUGCUGAUGGUGGUGCUUCUGGUCUUCGCCAUCUGCUACCUGCCCAUUAGCAUCCUCAAUGUGUUAAAGAGGGUGUUUGGGAUGUUUACUCACACAGAAGACAGAGAAACUGUAUACGCUUGGUUUACAUUUUCACACUGGCUGGUAUACGCCAAUAGUGCUGCGAACCCAAUCAUUUAUAAUUUUCUCAGUGGAAUCUGCACCUGGGGCUGCAGCCCUCCCUGCUGUCAGCCUGGCUGGAGGUCUGAAGGAAGAGGCCGAGCAUCCCUGUUGAAUCGUCCACGUUGUUUCACUCAAGAGAUAACGGUUUUCAGCUCAGUUGCCACUGUGUUGCAAGUGCCCUGUGAGAGAAGACCAGCUUUGCUGUGACCUGGAUGACUUGUGUGUUUAACUACAGGUUUCUCAUCCCAGUCUUACUUACUAAAUUACAAAUUUUGUGGAAGCAGAUGGUUUCUAAGAACAAUCAUUGUUACAUGGAUGGAAAAUAUGAAAUAAAGCUAGAAAUGUUGGGAAUAGAGUAAUAGACCAUGGAUUUAUCUCUCAACCCUUGCACCCAGGAAUCCUUUUAAGAGGCAAGGACUUAGUAUGGUUACUUUAAUAGAACAAGUGGUAAAGAAGCGGGCGUUCUUAAAACCCCCAAAUUUUUGGGAAAAGAGGAUCAACUACUUACCUCAUUAUGUGCUAAUGACACAAAUGAGAAGACUUCUGGAAAGUAUGCGCUGGAGCUGUUCUAUGCUGUACAUUGAAUACAUAUUCUUUGUUUCUUUCUGUUACAUUCAAAGAUUUCCUGUAAGAUGUUAAUGUCACCAAAAUUUUGUUAUUAAUAA